UGCUACUCGAAGAGCGAAGAGGGUUUUGGGGAAAAAAUCGAGAGGAGGGAGAAAGAGAGGGAGGAGGUCUUGAGGAGAGAGAGAGAGAGAGAGAGAGAGAGGUUGAAGAUGAAAGAUAGAGCGAAAACAGGGGAGACGAGCGUCGACGAGAGGUACACACAGUGGAAGUCUCUGGUGCCGGCUAACCUCGUCUGGCCUUCACUCUCCUGCAGGUGGGGUCCACAACUGGAGAAAGCCACAUACAAGAAUCGUCAACGUCUUUACCUUUCAGAGCAGACUGAUGGCACUGUUCCAAACACUCUUGUCAUAGCAAAUGUUGAAGUGGUUAAACCGAGGGUUGCAGCUGCAGAGCAUAUAUCCCAGUUCAAUGAAGAAGCACGUUCUCCCUUUGUGAAAAAGUACAAAACUAUUAUACAUCCAGGAGAGGUCAACAGAAUCAGGGAACUUCCGAUGAAAAGCAAUAUAAUAGGAACUCAUACAGACAGUCCUGAUGUGCUCAUUUGGGAUGUGGAUGCGCAACCAAAUCGUCAUGCUGUUCUUGGAGCUGCGGAUUCUCGUCCUGAUUUGGUGUUGACAGGGCAUCAAGAAAAUGCAGAGUUUGCACUUGCCAUGUGUCGUUCAGAUCCUCUUGUUCUAUCUGGAGGGAAGGACAAAUUAGUUGUCUUAUGGAGCAUACAGGAUCAUAUUUCCUCUUUAUCAGACGCCUCAGCUACUAAAUUGUCUGGAUCCAGUGGCAAGCAGCCCACAAAAAUCGGCGAGGAGAAAAAUUCAGAUAGUCCUAAAAUUGAGCCACGAGGCGUAUUCCAAGGGCAUCAAGAGACUGUUGAAGAUGUCCAGUUCUCUCCUUCCAGUGCACAGGAAUUCUGUAGUGUAGGUGACGACUCUUGCCUCAUUCUCUGGGAUGCUCGUGUUGGUAGCGGUCCUGCUAUCAAGGUAGAAAAGGCUCAUAAUGGUGAUCUUCAUUGUGUUGAUUGGAACCGCCAUGAUGAAAAUCUUAUACUGACUGGAUCUGCUGAUAGUUCUGUUCGUUUGUUUGAUCGUCGUAAACUGAUUUCUGGUGCUGUUGGAUCACCUUUGCAUAUAUUUGAAGGUCACACAUCACCGGUUCUGUGUGUGCAAUGGUGUCCCGACAAAGCAUCAGUUUUUGGUAGUGCUGCAGAGGAUAGUUUUUUAAAUGUUUGGGACCAUGAGAAGGUUGGCAAGAAGCAAGAUCAAGUGGGAACAAGGACGCCAAAAUCACCUCCUGGUUUAUUCUUUCAACAUGCAGGACACAGAGAUAAAGUUGUUGAUUUCCACUGGAACACUGAAGACCCCUGGACCAUUGUUAGUGUAUCUGACGACUGUGAGAGCACUGGUGGUGGUGGGACUCUGCAGAUAUGGCGCAUGAACGACCUAAUCUACAGGCCGGAGAGUGAGGUUUUAGAGGAGCUGAACUCGUUUAAAGAUCACAUACUAUCAUGUGCACCUCUUAGGACCUGAAAGCUUGGUUAGCAUGCUCCUAUUUCCCCCAGGGGUUCAAUCUGGUGUCUUUGGAAGAGCACAUAUGUUCAGCAUUUAGCAUCUGUAAUAACCAUUUUAAGUUAAUGUGGGAUUGUAUGUCAUUAGAUAGUAGUAAGCUAUCAUCAUUGACAAUUGGAAACUGCUUUAACUAUUAACUGUUUUGUUGUUGUUGUUGUUGUCACUAUUGCUGCUGUUGCUGCCUGCAUUGUCAUUGAGCAGUCAUGAAACUGUGUUGGCUUAGUGUUUUCUAAAUCU
Messenger RNA from Asparagus officinalis (garden asparagus), 1755 nucleotides. RefSeq names its product WD-40 repeat-containing protein MSI4-like. Gene Ontology annotation, molecular function: histone binding. Lineage: Eukaryota; Viridiplantae; Streptophyta; Magnoliopsida; Asparagales; Asparagaceae. Gene Ontology annotation, biological process: regulation of gene expression. The record is from RefSeq and is a predicted model, not a curated record. Gene Ontology annotation, cellular component: nucleus.